UGACGAGGGUAGAAGAAAAGGAGAACUUUUGAAAGGAGAGGCUGAGACGAUGUAUGUGGCAACAAGAAUAUCUGUGGCGGGAGCCGCAGCAUCAUCUGGUUUCUCACCCUCACCCUCACCCUCACCCUCACCCUCACCCUCACCCUCACCACGUUCACAUUCUCUGCCACCGUAUAUCACUCUCCAACGCCGCCGCGGUCAGGUUAAUCAGGUUGGUGUUUAUAGGGUGAACCACCGCAUUCGCUCUCCUCGCCGCCCAUUGCAAGUCUUAUCCGCAGUCGUCUCCACUAGUGAAGAGGUGUUGGAGGUGAGCGAAAUCAAAGAGAGAUCCCGCAAGUGGCUAUGGAGAGACCGAUACUCCAUCAAUUACUUCGUGCAACCUCCAUUAGCUGAAGAUUCUGGUCGUUGCCGACCGCCUUUGGUUCUUGUUCAUGGCUUUGGUGCUUCUAUCCCUCAUUGGAGAAGGAAUAUCACAACAUUGGCCCAAGAUCAGACGGUCUAUGCAAUUGAUCUUCUUGGAUUUGGCGCAUCAGACAAGCCAGAAGGAUUUAUGUAUACAAUGGAAGCAUGGGCAGGGUUGCUAUUGGAUUUCUUGAAUGAAGUAGUUCAAGAGCCAGCUGUUCUUAUAGGUAAUUCGGUAGGAAGUCUUGCUUGUGUGAUCAGUGCCUCAGAAUCUUGCCAAAGAUCUCAACCUCUGGUUAGUGGACUUGUCCUGUUAAAUUGUUCCGGUGGCAUGAAUAACAAAGCUAUUGUUGAUGAUUGGAGAAUCAAAUUGGUGUUACCAUUGCUUUGGUUGGUCGACUUCCUCCUAAAUAAAAAGCCUAUUGCAUCAGCUAUCUUUGAACGAGUAAAACAAAGAGAAACCUUACGGAAUGUGUUGUUGUCCGUGUAUGGAUGUAAAGAGUCUGUGGAUGACACAUUAGUUGAGAUCAUAAAGGAACCUGCAGAUGGUGAAGGGGCGUUGGCUGCUUUCGUAUCAAUCGUGACUGGACCUCCAGGACCAAGUCCAGUGAAGCUGAUGCCAAGAAUUUCAUUACCAAUUCUUGUUUUGUGGGGCGAUCAAGAUCCAUUUACUCCGCUUGAUGGUCCUGUUGGAAAAUACUUCACUUCUUUGCCUUCCACCUGCAAAAAUGUGACUUUCUCUGUUCUCAAUGGUGUUGGACAUUGCCCUCAUGAUGAUAGACCUUCUCUAGUCCACCAAAUAUUGCUUCCUUGGUUGGCCGAUCUUCCACCUACUUAGACGUUCAGAAUUUUCUUUCUACUUGUAUCAUUUUACUUGAUUCCGAAUUAUUCUCCUUCUUAUUGUAAGUUUCUUGUUUAUAUAUAUAUUCAAGUGUACAAGUCUUAGUAAUUAUAGAAAUGAUUUCAGGGUA
This is a messenger RNA of Spinacia oleracea (spinach), 1373 nucleotides long. RefSeq lists its product as uncharacterized. Gene Ontology annotation, biological process: chlorophyll metabolic process. Gene Ontology annotation, cellular component: chloroplast. The transcript is spliced from 6 exons. The record is from RefSeq and is a predicted model, not a curated record. Bases 50 to 1240 code for a protein of 396 amino acids. Lineage: Eukaryota; Viridiplantae; Streptophyta; Magnoliopsida; Caryophyllales; Amaranthaceae. Gene Ontology annotation, molecular function: chlorophyllase activity.